UUUUCUUUGUCACCAAAAUCUUCACCUCAAUGUUCCAUUUCUGACAGAUAAAUUGAAAAGAAACAAACUAAUCAUGAAUUCUUGCAUUUUCUUGGAUUCAAACUCGAACCCAUCUCUCAAAAGCCUCUCUUUAUCAUCACUAUACCUUCAAAUUCUCUUAUUUUUUCUUAUUCAGAUUCAUUUCUGUUUUUCUUCUUCACCUAAAUCUCUCGUCUUCCCCCUUAAAACCCAAACCCUGAGAUCUCCGAACAAGCUUCAGUUUCAGCACAACGUUAGCCUUAUUGUGUCUUUAUCAGUAGGCACUCCACCACAAAAUGUCUCCAUGGUUCUCGACACUGGAAGCGAGCUCUCUUGGCUCCGUUGCAACCAAACCACCCGGAAAAACCAACCGGACCCGACAAUGUUCUACCCCAAUCAAUCAACCUCGUACAAACCAAUCCCUUGUUUCUCCCCCACAUGCACAAAUAAAACCCGAGAUUUCCCGAUCCCAGCUUCAUGCGACUCCCACAACCUUUGCCACGCCACUCUUUGCUACGCUGACUCUUCUUCUUCCGAUGGAAAUCUCGCCUCCGAUAUCUUCCAUCUCGGGUCAUCCGACAAUAUCUCGGGCCUUGUUUUCGGUUGCAUGGACUCCAUUUUCAGUUCCAACUCCGACCAAGACUCCAAAACCACCGGGUUAAUGGGCAUGAACCGUGGCUCCCUCUCUUUUGUUUCCCAAAUGGGAUUCCCCAAGUUCUCGUAUUGCAUCUCGGGUUCCGAUCUCUCCGGUCUCCUCUUACUCGGCGACUCCAACCUAACGUGGCUUGCACCGUUAAACUACACGCCGUUAAUCCAAAUCUCCCAACCGUUGCCGUAUUUCGAUCGGGUCGCUUACACAGUUCAGCUUGAAGGCAUCAAAGUAUCGGGUAAGCUAUUACCGAUUCCGAAGUCCGUUCUAGUCCCAGAUCAUACCGGGGCAGGUCAAACCAUGGUUGACUCGGGUACUCAAUUCACUUUCUUAUUGGGACCCGUUUACAACACUUUAAGAGGGGAGUUUUUGAAUCAAACAAGCGGUGUUUUAAGGGUUUUAGAGGAUCCCAACUUUAUUUUCCAGGGGGCAAUGGAUUUGUGCUACAGGGUGCCGUCGGGUCAAGGCAGGCUGCCGGAUCUGCCGUCAGUGGGUUUGGUAUUUGCCGGGGCGGAAAUGGUGGUGUCGGGUGAUCGGGUUUUAUACAAGGUUCCGGGUGAAAUAAGGGGGAGUGAUACGGUAUGGUGCAUGAGUUUUGGGAAUUCUGAUUUAUUGGGUGUGGAGGCAUACGUGAUUGGUCAUCAUCAUCAACAAAACGUGUGGAUGGAAUUUGAUCUUGAGAGAUCAAGGAUCGGAUUGGCUCAGGUGCGCUGUGAUAUGGCUAGGCAGAGAUUGGGUGUUGGCCUAUAGGGACCAAUCAAAGCCCUAUAAUAUGUGUGAUCUGACGGCACCAAGCAACCGAUGGAAUUUCUUCCAAUUUGUAACUCCGAGUUUUAUAACUAAAAGAUCCCACUCAUGUGUAUAAGCCUCUAUUAUAACUAUAU
Hibiscus syriacus is the source of this 1551-nucleotide messenger RNA. Its product is annotated as aspartic proteinase PCS1-like. The record is from RefSeq and is a predicted model, not a curated record. NCBI's taxonomy places the organism in Eukaryota, Viridiplantae, Streptophyta, Magnoliopsida, Malvales, Malvaceae. Gene Ontology annotation, molecular function: aspartic-type endopeptidase activity. Gene Ontology annotation, biological process: proteolysis. The transcript has a single exon. The coding region runs from base 74 to 1417 and encodes 447 amino acids.